GUCGUCAGUAGCGGGGGCGGCCCCACCGAGGCUGCGUCUGCCAGGCCCGUCCCCUCCAGCCCAGCUCGGGCUCCAGCUCCCGCGCCGGCGCUCCUGCUCCCACCGCGCGCCCUCGCAGGCAAGUCCAGAUAUAAGUGGUCAUCCAGGCGCCGGACCUACUUCUACCAAACUGCCUUUACUACAGCCCGUAAGAGAAAAGGAACCAUGUCCAAGGAGAGGGGCCUAAUUAGCCCCAAUGAUUUUGCCCAGCUUCAAAAAUACAUGGAAUACUCCACCCAAAAGGUCAGUGAUGUCCUAAAGUUCUUCGAGGAAGGCAGCAUGGCUGACUAUAUCCAAGGAGAUGCCAUUGGGUACGAGGGAUUCCAGCAAUUCCUGAAAAUCUACCUGGAAAUGGAUAAUGUUCCCAGUCACCUAAGCAUGGCACUGUUUCAGUCCUUCCAGACCGGUUACUGCGAGGAAAAAACUUUGGGAAAAGAUGUGGUGUGUCUCAGUGAUGUCUCCUGCUACUUUUCCCUUCUGGAGGGAGGCAAGCCAGAAGACAAGCUAGAAUUCACCUUCAAGCUGUACGACACGGACAGAAAUGGGAUCCUGGACAGCUCAGAAGUGGACAAAAUCAUCAUACAAAUGAUGCGAGUGGCUGAAUAUAUGGAUUGGGAUGUGUCUGAGCUGAAGCCGAUUCUUCAGAAGAUGAUGAAAGAGAUUGACUACGAUGGUAGCGGCUCUGUGUCCCUAGCCGAGUGGCUCCGGGCUGGGGCCACUACAGUGCCACUGCUAGUAUUGCUGGGUCUGGAAAUGACCCUGAAGGACAAUGGACAGCAUAUGUGGAGACCCAGGAGGUUCCCGCGACCUGUCUAUUGUAACCUGUGUGAAUCAAGCAUUGGCCUCGGGAAACAGGGGCUGAGCUGUAACAUCUGUAAGUACGUUGUCCAUGACCAGUGUGCCAUGAAGGCCCAGCCCUGUGAAGUCAGCACCUAUGCCAAGUCUCGGAAGGACAUUGGUGUGCAAUCACAUGUGUGGGUGAGAGGAGGCUGUGAGUCUGGGCGAUGUGACCGUUGUCAGAAAAAGAUCCGAAUCUACCACAGUCUGGUGGGACUGCAUUGUGUGUGGUGCCACCUAGAGAUUCAUGACGACUGCCUACCAGCUGUGGGCCAGGAGUGUGACUGUGGGCUGCUCCGUGACCAUAUUCUGCCUCCAUCAUCCAUCUAUCCCAGUGUCCUGGUCUCUGGGAAGGACCGUAAAUCUAGCAAAACAAGCCUGAAGCCCGUGGAUGAUUUAAGUUGGACCACAUUUGAGGCUAUGAGGAUCGAUCCUGUUCCUAAUACCCACCCACUUCUGGUCUUUGUCAACCCAAAGAGUGGAGGAAAGCAAGGAGAGAGGGUGCUUUGGAAAUUCCAGUAUCUACUAAACCCUCGACAGGUGUUUAACCUCACAAAGGAUGGUCCUGAGCCAGGGCUCAGAUUCUUCAGAGAGGUUCCUGAUUGCCGAGUUUUGGUGUGUGGUGGAGAUGGCACAGUUGGCUGGAUUCUAGAAACCAUUGACAAAGCUAACUUGCCUGUUUUACCUCCUGUGGGUGUGUUGCCCCUGGGCACUGGAAAUGACCUGGCACGUUGCCUAAGGUGGGGAGGAGGGUAUGAGGGACAAAAUUUGGGGAAAAUCCUGAAGGAUCUGGAGAUGAGCAAGGUGGUAUAUAUGGAUCGAUGGUCCCUGGAGGUGAUCCCACAAGAAACUGAAGAAAAAAGUGACCCAGUUCCCUUUCAUAUCAUCAAUAAUUACUUCUCCAUUGGUGUGGAUGCCUCAAUAGCUCACCGGUUCCACAUAAUGCGAGAGAAAUACCCUGAGAAGUUCAACAGCAGAAUGAAGAACAAGCUCUGGUACUUCGAGUUUGCCACAUCUGAAUCCAUCUUCUCAACAUGCAAAAGGCUGGAAGAGUCUUUGAAAGUUGAGAUCUGUGGUAAACCUCUGGAUCUCAGUAACCUGUCCCUAGAAGGCAUUGCAGUGCUGAAUAUCCCAAGUACACACGGUGGUUCCAACCUCUGGGGUGAUACCAAGAGGCCUCAAGGGGACAUUCAUGGCAUCAACCAGGCCUUAGGUGCUACCGCUAAACUCAUCACUGACCCCGACAUCUUGAAAACCUGUGUGCCAGACUUAAGUGACAAGCGUCUAGAAGUAGUAGGGCUGGAAGGUGCCAUCGAGAUGGGGCAGAUCUAUACAAAGCUCAAGAAUGCUGGACAUCGGCUGGCCAAGUGUGCUGAGAUCACUUUUCACACCACGAAAACCCUGCCCAUGCAAAUUGAUGGGGAGCCCUGGAUGCAGACGCCUUGUACCAUCAAGAUCACCCACAAGAACCAGAUGCCCAUGUUAAUGGGCCCACCUCCACGAUCCUCCAAUUUCUUUGGCUUCUUGUGCUGAGGGGAAUACCUUCCAUCUCCAUGCCAGUCUUGAAUCCACCUCUUCAUUCUUGGACGCUACUCCCAAGGCUCUGUAUAUUGCUGCCACACCCUCCUGCCAAUCAGGGGAGUGUUCCUUCACCCUCAUAGUAUUUAUUAUCCUGCACCACCUCCACAGAGUUCCCAUGCAUACACACAUAUACACAAACACACACAUAUACACAUACCCCACAGACACAUCCAUUGAAAGUGCCUCAUCUAAUAAAAUGACUUUUUUUUCUC
This is a messenger RNA of Erinaceus europaeus (western European hedgehog), 2669 nucleotides long. It is a transcript of the gene DGKA, whose product is annotated as diacylglycerol kinase alpha. The record is from RefSeq and is a predicted model, not a curated record. The coding region runs from base 205 to 2409 and encodes 734 amino acids. Gene Ontology annotation, biological process: lipid phosphorylation; intracellular signal transduction; diacylglycerol metabolic process. Lineage: Eukaryota; Metazoa; Chordata; Mammalia; Eulipotyphla; Erinaceidae. Gene Ontology annotation, molecular function: calcium ion binding; ATP-dependent diacylglycerol kinase activity. The transcript is spliced from 24 exons. Gene Ontology annotation, cellular component: plasma membrane.